Messenger RNA from Drosophila willistoni, 1466 nucleotides. RefSeq names its product G2/mitotic-specific cyclin-A. Gene Ontology annotation, cellular component: nucleus; cyclin A2-CDK2 complex; cytoplasm. The transcript has a single exon. The record is from RefSeq and is a predicted model, not a curated record. The coding region runs from base 82 to 1338 and encodes 418 amino acids. Gene Ontology annotation, molecular function: cyclin-dependent protein serine/threonine kinase regulator activity. NCBI's taxonomy places the organism in Eukaryota, Metazoa, Arthropoda, Insecta, Diptera, Drosophilidae. Gene Ontology annotation, biological process: regulation of cyclin-dependent protein serine/threonine kinase activity; mitotic cell cycle phase transition.
AUGCCAGAAGCAAACUGAAAGCAGUAAGAGAAAGAUAUCUGAAAUAUUCGAGAAAAUUAAGGAAAAAAUAUCUAAAAUAAAAUGCAAAAUUUAAAGGAACAACGCAAAAUCAAAGAAGAAGAAAAGGAGAAUGUUUUUCCCGUUGGGCCCAUGGAAGCGUACAUCCAGCCAAAAUCGAUGCUGCUCUCCGUUAAAGGAAAUCCGAUUGGAGGUCCUCGCCAACAAUUGCGAGUACUCAAUCCCAUUACAAAUCAACUCCGAGACGUGCCAAGACCAUUGGCAGGGAAUAUAAUCAAGCCUGUAAUAUGCAAUGAGAUGACCAAACCAGAAAUCAAAGGAGCAGUAACCUUAAUGGACACCGAUGAGGAUGCCGAUGUGGCCACGAGCUUGAGCGAUGCAUUGUCGCCCAUGUCAAUCGACACUCCUCAGUUAACAGAUGAUAUAGCAUCACCACCUAAAGCAAAUGGACAUGAGCAAUUCUUUGAAGUGGUUGAAUAUCAGAAGGAUAUAUUAAAGAGCUUGCAAAAUAGUGAGACAAAGCAUAUUAUAAAUCCACUAUAUAUGGGCCGCCAAAAGGAUAUUACUCAUAAAAUGCGUUCCUUAUUGAUUGACUGGCUGGUUGAUGUGAAUGAGCAAUAUGAAAUGAACACCGAGACGUUGUACCUAACAGUUUCCUAUAUUGAUCGGUUUCUCAGCCUUGCGGCAGUUGGUAUUAGCAAUCUGCAAUUGGUGGGCAUUGCAGCCAUGAGUAUUGCGUCCAAAUUGGAAGAGAUCUAUGCACCGGAUGUGGCUUCCUUCGUUGCCAUUACCGACAACACGUACACCAAGCGACAAAUGAUUCAGAUGGAGAAGAUUAUGUUGAAUGUUCUCAACUUUGAUCUGUGCACAUCCACGGCCUGUGCUUUUGUCAAUACAUAUUCUGUGAUGUCCCAAUCGAGCGAGAGACUUACAUAUCUGACCCUCUUUCUAUGCGAGCUUACUCUCAUUGACGGCAAGACAUAUUUGCAUUUCUUGCCCUCCCUCAUUUCGGCCGCUGCCCUUGCAUUGGCACGUCACAUUUUGGGUAUGGAAAUUUGGACUAGCCAACUGAAGGAGAUAACCUCCUAUUGCCUGGAUGAUCUAAGGACUCUUAUUCUACACCUUUGCGAGACGCACAAACUAGCCAAGCAAACAAGCAAGCUUUCUGCCAUAAAGGAAAAAUACUAUACUAGCAAAUACCAAAAGGUGGCUUCGAUUGAGGCAAUCGAAUUGACGCAGAAAGAACUAGAUCAACUGAGUUUGGCUUCACUUUGCAUAAUCCUUACCCCACUGAAGGAGUCAACUCUAAAGAAAUUUUAAAAUGUUUUAAUUGUUCAAUUAUUUCAUGUUUCCCUUAAUCGAGUUGUAAUGUAUUUUAUGUUUAUAUUUUUGUUAUAAUUUAAAUGAAUGAUGAAUGAAUCGAGUGCGAAUGGCAAUCGCUCAAUAUA